ACCCAAACCCGUCGUUACACUUUCGCUAUAUCACAAUUUCAAUAAAUGCUUUGUGUCCGUUCGUGCCCAUACCGUUUGAAAAAGGUUAUGAAAACCAACUGGAAAUAUUUAAAAAAAAGUCAUUAAUUUCGCCGCAUUAAGGAUAAAAAGUACUGAUAUCGUGCCAAAUGGGAACAACAAGAUCAUGUUCGGCAACCUAAUACGAUCGAAUGGGUUUUCGGUUGAUCUAUUGUUUUAUAGAAGAGUCUCAAGAUCAAAGGAUAAUGAUAUUCAGUUAGAGUUAGAAGAUUCUGAUAUCGAAGAAGUUCAAUCGAUCUAUAAACCUCUUUUCCUGGAUCCAGGACGAAAAUCUGUAUACACUGCUGUUGAAGGCUUAAACCCCACGUAUAGUAUCCUUAAAUGUACAACAAAGGAGUACUAUCAUAUGACCAGUUCCACUAUCUUUUAAAAAAAGCAACAAAAGAAAAAAAAAUGAGAACGGAAUCGAGGCGAUAGAGUGCUUAAUACCGGUAAAAAAAAACACAAUCACCCCUCAUAUACCACCAAUAUGUGCAUAAUAUUUUGGAAAACUUGGAUGUUUUGUUUAAUUAUUAUGGCAGAAAUACGGCGAAACAACAAUUUAAUCUGUAUCAGGGUCGACAGAGAGCUCAAGAAAACACGGUCAACAUCUUGAUCAAUGAGGGUUUAAAAUACAACGUGAGGCUUAGAAAAGAGAAAGCCAAAAGGAAUAAACAUAAAAACAAGAAAAAGAGG
Messenger RNA from Cokeromyces recurvatus, 753 nucleotides. RefSeq lists its product as uncharacterized. The record is from RefSeq and is a predicted model, not a curated record. Bases 185 to 448 code for a protein of 87 amino acids. The transcript is spliced from 2 exons. NCBI's taxonomy places the organism in Eukaryota, Fungi, Mucoromycota, Mucoromycetes, Mucorales, Mucoraceae.